This is a messenger RNA of Mya arenaria, 751 nucleotides long. RefSeq lists its product as uncharacterized. The record is from RefSeq and is a predicted model, not a curated record. The coding region runs from base 77 to 751 and encodes 224 amino acids. The transcript has 4 exons. Lineage: Eukaryota; Metazoa; Mollusca; Bivalvia; Myida; Myidae.
AUGAUAUGUAACAAUUGCUAAUGAAUACGACCAAACAAAAUCACUCGCAUCAAUAAAUGAAUAAUUUGGCGGAGAUAUGCCACGACAAUGGAUGCUUAUAUGUGCUCAACUUGCCGUAUUUGCUUCAGCUCUUAUUGACUACAUUGGUGCAUCCGAGAACAAGUAUGGAACGAUAUCAGUGGUCGGGCCAGCUUUUGUCAACAGGGAGGUAACUCUGAAAGCGACACCAUUCUAUUCUUGGGGAUGUGAGGUAGAAUGGAGGUACAUAAUGGAAGGUGGUACACAAUUACAAACAAUGCAUGGGCCAAAUGUUACAACAUAUAAGGAAGAUGGGUCAUUCUUCUUGAAAUGGAUGCCUUACAUUGAAUACAACAGAUCUGAAUUCUACGCCGGAUGUUCAACAAACGAAACAAUUAAAACCGGCAUGGUACCUAUAAAUCUGAAAGAUAUUGUUGGAACAUGUGGAGCUCUCGUGAUUCUAAGUCCGGUUGCUCUUGGCGCCGGCGUCGAACUUGGAUAUUUUCCGUCUGACUAUUCUAUACAGCACCAAACAUACACGGGACGAACAUGGAAGACCAGCUUUGAGGACAAACAGCUACGAGCAGGGUCUUACGAAGAGAAAAAAAGCGACCGAGUUACCCUGUUAUCGGUCCAAACUCCACAGAUUUUAACACAACAGAAUGUAUUUAUGUUUAUGCAGGCUCCGAUAUUUAUUGCAAAACUAACAAUGGAACAGAACCCGUACAAGUAG